AUGGAAGAAGCAAAAGAGAAGGGUGUGUUUAAUGAAGAGAAGGCUCGUUUGGUGGUUAAAGAGCUGAGAAAGAGCUUUGACUCAGGGAAGACAAGAAGCUACAAAUGGAGGAUUUCGCAGUUGGAAGCCAUGGCUAAGAUGAUUGAAGAAAGAGAGAAGGACAUCAUUGAAGCAGUAGAUAAGGACCUUUCUAAACCUCAACUUGAAGCAUACAUAGCUGAGGUUUCUCAGACAAAAUCCUCAUGCAGUGAAGCAAUUAAAGCACUGCAUCAGUGGAUGAAGCCUACAAAGGUGAAAACUGCGAUUACAACAUAUCCAUCAUCAGCAGAGAUUGUAUCAGAACCACUUGGAGUUGUGCUCAUCAUCUCAACAUGGAACUUCCCUUUCCUGUUAUCGCUGGAGCCGGUGAUCGGCGCAAUUGCGGCGGGGAACGCAGUGGUUCUGAAGCCAUCAGAGGUUGCUCCGGCAUCAUCAGCACUGCUGGCAGAUAUGCUGACAAAAUAUUUGGACAACUCUGCUGUCAGAGUUAUUGAAGGAGGUGCUCCUCAAACAACCGCACUAUUGGAGCAGAAAUGGGAUAAGAUACUCUACACAGGUAAUGCUAGAGUAGGACGAAUUGUGAUGGCUGCUGCUACAAAGCACCUUACCCCAGUGAUUCUGGAACUUGGUGGAAAGUGCCCUGCUCUUGUUGAUUCUAAUCUCAACUUGCAAGUUGCUGCUAGAAGAUUAAUAGCUGGAAAGUGGGCAUGCAACAAUGGACAAGCAUGCAUUUCUGUUGAUUAUAUCAUCACUCUUAAACAUUUUGCUCCAACCCUUAUAAAUGCUCUCAAGGAGGAAUUGGAGCAAUUUUUCGGAAAAGAUCCAAUGAAAUCCAAAGACAUGUCGCGGAUCGUGUCUUCGUCGCACUUUUCGCGGCUCUUGAAGCUUUUGAAUGAUAACAAGAUAUCUGAUAAAAUUGUUUUAGAAGGUCAGAAGGACGAGGAUCAAUUAAAGAUUGCUCCAACAAUCAUAUUGGAUGCACCAGAUGAUUCAUUGGUGAUGCAAGAGGAGAUAUUUGGGCCAAUAAUGCCAAUUAUCACUGUUGAUAAGAUAGAAGAUGGGUUUGGUAUAAUAAAAUCAAAACCAAAACCUCUUGCUGCAUAUCUCUUUACAAACAAUGAAGAGCUGAAGAAAAGUUUUGUGGAAAACAUUUCUUCAGGAGGGAUGCUCAUCAAUGACACUGUCUUACAAGUUGUAACUCCUGGUUUGCCAUUUGGAGGAGUUGGAGAGAGUGGAAUGGGUUGCUACCAUGGCAAAUUCUCCUUUGAUGAAUUCAGCCACAAAAAAGGUGUUCUCUAUAGAAGUUUCAAAGGUGAUUCAUCUAUGAGGUAUCCCCCAUAUACACCCAAAAAACAAAGCUUGAUGAAGGCCCUUAUCAAUGGCAAUAUCUUCCACAUGAUUCUUAUUUUGAUUGGAUGCUCUAAACUCUAG
This is a messenger RNA of Arachis stenosperma, 1470 nucleotides long. RefSeq names its product aldehyde dehydrogenase family 3 member I1, chloroplastic-like. Gene Ontology annotation, cellular component: cytoplasm. Gene Ontology annotation, molecular function: aldehyde dehydrogenase (NAD+) activity. Gene Ontology annotation, biological process: aldehyde metabolic process. Bases 1 to 1470 code for a protein of 489 amino acids. NCBI's taxonomy places the organism in Eukaryota, Viridiplantae, Streptophyta, Magnoliopsida, Fabales, Fabaceae. The record is from RefSeq and is a predicted model, not a curated record. The transcript is spliced from 10 exons.